AUGUGGCGGCAACUUGUGAAUUACUGUCUAACACAGGUGAAAAGUGGUAACGUGGCUGGUGGUCGAAUCAGAGCUGGGGUCGUGGAUAAUAAGACUCGCGUGAAGAUGUCUCAGAAAAUGCAACGUCAAAUGGAACGACAACGAGCCCAAGGAGGAGUGACCAGCAUCCGUAGCAAGACUGCUGGUACGGCGUCGUCAGUAACUUUCACUCCUGUUCAAGGGCUUGAAAUCAUCAAUCCAACUGCUCUUGAGAAGACCGUCACUUCAUCGUCAACCUACUUCUCUUCUUCUGCCUCUUUUGUAAAGAUCGAACCAGGAGCUAUGAAAUAA
This is a messenger RNA of Cooperia oncophora, 330 nucleotides long. Lineage: Eukaryota; Metazoa; Nematoda; Chromadorea; Rhabditida; Trichostrongylidae. The record is from the annotation of a GenBank genome assembly.